This is a messenger RNA of Columba livia (rock pigeon), 673 nucleotides long. RefSeq names its product heat shock protein beta-7. NCBI's taxonomy places the organism in Eukaryota, Metazoa, Chordata, Aves, Columbiformes, Columbidae. The transcript is spliced from 3 exons. The coding region runs from base 60 to 527 and encodes 155 amino acids. Gene Ontology annotation, cellular component: cytoplasm; nucleus. The record is from RefSeq and is a predicted model, not a curated record.
AGGCGGCCGGCCCCUUCCCCGUGGCCCGGGCUUUGUGAGGGGUGCAGGUGGUGGGCGCCAUGGCCUCACUGGGCUCAGCCUCUGCAUUCCACACCUACGGCCAGGGGCACGGGGAGCCCCGCUUCGAGGGUGAUCGGCGGCACAGCCCCUUCGGCGCACGGGCACACGAUGCCUUCGGGUACCCAGGUUCCCCGGGUGCCAUAUGCUCCUGCAGCCUGGGCACCUGGGUGCGUGCCCAGGGUGACACCUACCAGGUGGUGGCUGAUGUCAGCCAGUUCGAGCCCCCCGACAUCGUGGUGACCACCUCCAACUGCCAUGUCGCCAUCCAGGCUGAGAAGGUGGCUGAGGAUGGCACCAUCUGCGACACCUUCACCCACAAGUGCCAGCUGCCCGAGGACACGGACCCGCUGUCGGUGAGCUGUGCCCUCACCGACGCUGGGACGCUGAUCAUCACCGCCCGCCGCCGCACCGGGACCCGCCCUGGCGAGCCCCCGCAGCCGCGGUACCGCAGUGAAGCCACGCUGUGAGCUGGCUCCGGGUAAAAAGGGCUUCUUGCCCCAAGCAAUGCCAACUCUGCUGCCAUGGCGAGGCUCAGCCGCUGCCUGCUGGCUGUGUCCCCUCCCCACCUGCAGCCCCUCAGCGCCCUGGCUCUGUUUAUAAAGUCAUUUUAUUA